Messenger RNA from Cadophora gregata, 330 nucleotides. RefSeq lists its product as uncharacterized. The coding region runs from base 1 to 330 and encodes 109 amino acids. NCBI's taxonomy places the organism in Eukaryota, Fungi, Ascomycota, Leotiomycetes, Helotiales, Ploettnerulaceae. The record is from RefSeq and is a predicted model, not a curated record. The transcript is spliced from 2 exons.
AUGCCAUCAGUGAGCAUCCGCUCCCCCUGGUGUCUGCGACUGGUAUUGGCCUUGGCUCUCAGUAUUGAUUCCUCUGCUUGGUGCUCUAUCUGCUGGGAUUCCCGCACCCAAAAGUGUACUUCGAAGUGUAUCAAAUUAUGCUGCGCCGGAUGGCAGCGCAGCGCCACAGCAAAGACCUCUUCGAUAAAGGAACUUUACAUACCUCAUUCGGAUAGUUCCAAGUAUUCCGAAACUAAGUUGAAAGGGACUGUACGGUUCGCGAAACUUCGCCUUUCCAAGGGUGUACUUGGUUUCCGUGGCGGAAAAGCUCACUAUCAGAGCAAUUACUGA